GUGAAGGGGCAGUUGAACUGUCUAUAGUAGGGGGACAGCAUGGAGAGGGUCACGCACGACGACGACGACAUGCUGCCACAAUGCCUCAAGAAGAGUACACUGCCGCCGCAACCGAGACCGCGCUUCGUGGACCGCACGGGGAAACCGCUACUGCGUUCUCGAACUCGACCAAAUCCUGGAUAUAUGUCUCGUGGCGUCCUCAAGUACGUUCCAGCGGUCGACGAUCGGUCCUGAUGCUGUGUCAUGGGAAUGGACAGUAUAUCUCGAACAGGGGGCAACUGGAAGCAAAUCUACUGGAAUGAUGUGUACCACACGGUGAUCAAUGUGAAGACGCGGUCGCUUAUCUUAGGCGUUGCCGUGGCGUACGUGCUGGUCACGCUGUUCUUUGCAGUCAUGUACUUGGUCGUAUCGUACAACGACGAGAAAUGCAACGUCGGCAUCAAGACGCUCGCGGAAGCGUACAUCUUUUCGAUCGAGACGAUUAUGACGAUUGGGUAUGGCGCUCCGACGAACGACAUCUUCUACGGCAGCUGCGGGUCCAUGGCGCUUCUUCUUACGCUCGAGAGCUUUUCUGGCAUUUUUAUCAAUUCGCUGAUGGUGGGCAUGUUCUUCAUCCACUUUUCCCGCGCGUCGACUCGAGCGCAAUCCAUCGUCUUCACAAACAACGCGGUCAUUCGACGCAUCCGAGAUGAGUACUACUUCAUCUUCCAAGUGUGUGAGCGUCGGAAGCAUCAGCUCGUGGAAGCGCAUAUCCGUUGCUACGCAGUCCGCGACGAAAUUGACGCGAACGGCGACGAGACCGUAUUCCAGACGCACAGUAUGCGGCUGCAGCAGCCCGACGAUGACCUGGGAUCGUACUUGCUCAUGGCGAUGCCGCAGUUGGUGGUGCACCGCAUCGACCAAUGGAGCCCCCUAUAUCCCCCGGAAUGCCGACCCCAAGGCGCACACUACAACGCCACCACGAACCAAGCGUACCCCGACCCGCUGCAGCGCGCUGUCGACCACGACAAUGGCAACCGCGACUAUGACCCCGACGUGUCGCUGCCGCAGUCACCGACUCGAGAAGCCAUUGAACGACACUUUGCGCGAACCAACAUGGAGAUCGUCGUGAUCCUGGAAGGUGAAGACAGCACGACGUCCAACACGGCACAGGCGCGCCACUCGUAUCGGCUCAGUGACAUUGUGUGGGACCACAUGUUUGCCCGAUGCGUCAAGCGGCACCCCGAGACGAAAGGCGUCUGGAUCGACUUCGAUGAGUUCCACGAUCUCGUUUCCGUGUCGACGAACGCAGGAGUAGUUGUCGGGACCGCGUCGGUCUUUUGACGGGGUGGCUGGAUGCAACAACGUACGUUGUCGAGUCCAUGCGCACACCCCUCGGCACGUGAUCGUGCAUUGUAUGCACUGCCUCCUGACCGUACCCCCCUAGAAUGGACCAGAAAGUGUAAACUUGUCAAAGCGAUGCCAAAAUGCGUGCGCGCCCACCCAAAUAUACGCAUGCCCUUUGUUGGCUCUCCAUGUAGUACCAGACAUGCUGCAAACACGCGCCGUCGAAGCGAUGGUUGUGCAAGAGGAGCGAGCCGUCCCGUUGUGAUGUUGACAACGGCGCAGUCGUCCCUGGUGGUGCGUGGACACAGC
Messenger RNA from Aphanomyces invadans, 1635 nucleotides. RefSeq lists its product as hypothetical. The transcript has 5 exons. Gene Ontology annotation, biological process: regulation of monoatomic ion transmembrane transport; potassium ion import across plasma membrane. Gene Ontology annotation, molecular function: inward rectifier potassium channel activity. Gene Ontology annotation, cellular component: plasma membrane. NCBI's taxonomy places the organism in Eukaryota, Oomycota, Saprolegniomycetes, Saprolegniales, Verrucalvaceae. The coding region runs from base 244 to 1323 and encodes 359 amino acids. The record is from RefSeq and is a predicted model, not a curated record.